Patella vulgata (common limpet) is the source of this 6920-nucleotide messenger RNA. RefSeq names its product echinoderm microtubule-associated protein-like 6. The transcript has 36 exons. Bases 62 to 5962 code for a protein of 1966 amino acids. Gene Ontology annotation, molecular function: microtubule binding. The record is from RefSeq and is a predicted model, not a curated record. Lineage: Eukaryota; Metazoa; Mollusca; Gastropoda; Patellidae.
UAGAAAUGGCUGGCCUUGGUUGUAACAUGUUUUGAUUUCUGAGACAAACUGCAAAUCGAAAAUGGCUGACAAGACAGCACCAGAAGCACAGCUGAGAUUAGAGUGGGUCUAUGGAUAUAGAGGACAUCAAUGUCGAAACAAUCUGUUUUAUACUUCAAACAAAGAUAUAGUUUAUUUUGUCGCCGGUGUUGGCAUCGUUUAUUCCGUCAGAGAGCAUAAACAGCGCUUUUUCUUGGGACAUGACGAUGAUAUUAUCAGCUUGACAUUACAUCCUGAAAGAUCACUGGUAGCUACUGGACAGAUUGGUAAAAAGCCCUAUAUAUGUGUCUGGGAUACAUCUACUUGUGAAACCGUUUCUAUUUUAAAAGAGGGUCAUGAACAUGGAGUUUCUGCCAUGGGUUUUGACAGAGAGGGCAGUAGACUUGUUUCUGUUGGCCUUGAUCAACACUCAACUAUCAAUGUAUGGGAUUGGAGAAAAGGUAAAAUACUGGCUACAGUUCGGGGUCAUUCAGAUAAAGUAUUUGAUGUCCAGUUUCAUCCCUUUAUGGAAAAUACAAUUGUCUCUUGUGGUGUUAAACAUAUAAAAUUUUGGUCUUUGUGUGGAAAUGCACUAACAGCUAAGAAAGGUGUCUUUGGUAAAGUGGGAGAAAUUCAAACUAUUUUGUGUUUGGCAUUUGGUGCUGGUAAUCUCACAUAUUCUGGUACUAUGAGUGGUGAUAUUUAUAUCUGGAAAGAUAAUAAUCUAGACAGUGUUAUACAAGGAGCUCACAAUGGGGCUAUUUAUACACUAGAUAUGUGUGAUGAAGGUUUUACAUCUGGUGGUAAAGAUUCUAUUGUUAAAUUAUGGGAUAUAGAUUUUAAACCAAUAUCUUCUGUUAAUUUGGCCACUGCUCAAAAUGGGUAUAAAGGAUUAUGUGUUAGAAGUGUAUGUUGGAGAGCAGAUCGACUUGUAGUUGGAACACAAGACAGUGAAAUAUUUGAGGUGGAUGUUAAAGAUAAAAAUCGACCCCAUUGUUUAGUACAAGGUCAUGCUGAAGGAGAACUAUGGGCUUUAGCUAUUCAUCCUAGAAAAUCUAUAUUCGCCACUGCCAGCGAUGAUCAGACUCUGCGAUUGUGGAAUAUGUCUAAUUGUGAAAGUCUAUCAAAGACAACAUUAGAUUUAAAGAUACGAUCAUGUGCGUUUGAUGCUGAUGGUAACCAGAUAGCUGUUGGUUUUACUGAUGGUUCAUUUAUGGUGUUAAAAUCCAGAGAUCUUUCAGAAAUUGCUCGUAUGAAAGACAGGAAAGAAGUAAUCCAUGAAAUGAAAUUCUCACCUUGUGGCAAAUUUUUGGCCGUAGCUUCCAAUGAUAAUUUUGUUGAUAUAUAUUCGGUGGAACAACGAUUUAAACGAGUUGGUACAUGUUCUGGUAGUUCUAGUUUUAUCACACAUAUUGAUUGGUCUGAUGAUAGUAAAUAUCUACAGACUAACAGUGGUGCAGCUGAACGACUCUUUUUUAAAAUGCCAGUGGGAAAACAAGUAACGAAUAAAGAAGAAAUAAUGGCCAUACAUUGGUCAACUUUUACUGGUGUAUUAGGAGCCGAAGUAAAUGGUAUAUGGGAGAAAUAUACUGAUACUAAUGAUGUUAAUGCUGUAGAUGCUAAUUUUAGUGCUGAGACAGUUGUUACUGGAGAUGAUUUUGGUUUAGUUAAGCUUUUUAGAUUUCCAUGCCUUAAGAAAGGAGCUAAAUUUAGAAAAUAUACCGGCCAUUCUGCUCAUGUGAGUAAUGUACGAUUCUCAAAUGAUAAACACCGAGUUAUAUCAACAGGAGGAGCUGAUCAUGCCAUCUUUCAGUGGCGUUUCUUUCCUAAAGGUAGUGGAGUUGAUGAUAUGAGUAUUGGUGGGGUUGAUGCAUAUGUUGAUAGUAAUAGUGAAGACAGUGAUUCUGAUUUAUCUGAUGUUGGUGAAAUAGAUUCUGAUCUAGAGAGAGAAAAACAGGUGAAUUAUGAUAGAGCUUUAUAUAAAGAAGAUGCUGUAGCCUUAAAGAAAUUAAUGAGACAAGAUAUGAAGGCUGGUGCUAAACGUAAAAAGGGACCUGAAGAUAGUCUUAAAUUACAAUACGUCCAUGGGUAUCGAGGCUAUGAUUGUAGAAACAACUUGUUUUAUACACAAAGUGGAGAGAUUGUUUAUCAUGUAGCUGCUACUGGUAUAGUGUAUAAUAAAGAUAAAAAUGAGCAGAAGUUUUAUACACAACACACAGAUGAUAUAUUAUGUUUAUGUAUACAUCCACUAAAAGAUCUUGUAGCUACUGGUCAGGUUGGCCGUGAACCCACCAUUCAUAUUUGGGAUGCAGAAACAUUAAAAACUGGAGCAAUUCUAAAAGGAGGUCAUCAAAGAGGUGUCUGUGCUGUAGAUUUCUCAGCUGAUGGAAAGAAACUGGUCUCAGUAGGAUUAGAUGACAACCAUACCAUUGUUGUAUGGGACUGGAAAAAAGGAGAAAAGCUUGCUUCAACAAGAGGUCAUAAAGAUAAAAUAUUUGUUGUAAAAUGGAAUCCGUUUGAUGGUAGUAAGUUGGUAUCAGUUGGUGUCAAACAUAUUAAAUUCUGGACUCAAACAGGUGGGGGAUUUACAUCCAAUAGAGGAACAUUAGGUAAAGUAGCCAAGUUAUGUGAUAUGUUAUGUGUAGCCUAUGGUAAAACUGAUGAUAUAUGCUUCUCUGGUGGCAGUGAUGGUAAUGUCUUUAUAUGGCAAGGUCUUACCUUACAGAAAGUUAUUAAAGCACAUGAAGGACCUGUAUUCUCAAUGCACUCCCUAGAUAAGGGUUUUGUAACAGGUGGUAAAGAUGGAGUUGUAGGAUUAUGGGAUGAUCAGUUUGAAAGAUGUUUAAAAACCUAUGCUAUCAAGAGAACAGCUGUGGCACCAGGAUCUAAAGGAAUAUUAAUACAGGAAUCCCCAGCUAUCAGAGCUAUUGUAUUAGGUCAUGGUAAAAUACUUGUUGGAACUAAAAAUGGUGAAAUCAUUGAAGUAGAUAAAUCAGGACCUAUGACCAUAUUAACACAGGGUCAUAUGGAAGGUGAAAUAUGGGGACUAGACUGCCAUCCUAGUCAGGCUAUUUAUGCUACAGUCAGUGAUGAUAAAACAUUACGAUUAUGGGAUUUAUCUGUUGAUCAUCGUAUGUUAAACUAUAAGGAGUUAAAACAGGGAGGUCGAUGUGUUGCAUUCUCUCCAGAUGGCAAAGCUUUAGCUAUUGGUUUGAAAGAUGGUAGUUUUACAGUAGUUAAUGCAGAGAGUAUGGAUGAUAUUAUAACUAUACAUCAUAGAAAAGAAGAAAUAUCAGAUAUUAGAUUCUCUCCUGAGACUGGAAAGUAUUUGGCUGUAGCCUCCCAUGAUAAUUUUGUUGAUAUUUACAAUGUACAAAGCACAAAGCGUGUUGGUACCUGUAAAUCCGCUUCAAGUUAUAUUACACAUAUUGACUGGGAUAGUAAAGGAAAGGUGAUUAUGGUAAAUUCUGGAGCUAAAGAACAGCUGUUUUUUGAAGCACCAAGAGGAAAGCGUAUAACAAUGAGAUCUAAUGAUAUAGAAAAGUUUAACUGGGCUAGUUGGACAUGUGUAUUAGGUACUUCCACAGAAGGUAUCUGGCCACCCAAGAGUGAUGUAACUGAUGUUAAUGCUACAUGUUUAACUAAGGAUAGAUCCAUCCUAGCUACAGCAGAUGAUUUUGGUUUUGUUAAAUUAUUUGCCUACCCUGCAAAGGGAAAAUAUGCUAAAUGUAAGAAAUAUAGUGGACACAGUGCUCAUGUUACCAAUGUACGAUGGUCACACGAUGAAAAAUAUCUGAUGUCUAUUGGUGGAGCUGAUACUGCCGUAAUGGUGUGGUCUCACAUCAUGUCUGCCAAUAAAACCAAUACAUGUGGAGAAAGUGAUGAUUCUGAUACAGAUUCUGAAGAAGAGGGUUAUGAUAGUGAUGUAGAAAGGGAGAAGAAUAUGGAUUAUAAUACUAAGAUAUAUGUUAGUCCUAUUAGAGAGAAGGAAGGUGUGAAACCACAUUGUCAGCAACAAGAUAACAAAACCAAUGAUAAACCAAUAGCAAGUCGAAGUGUAAAUAAACCACCAUUAGUACAGAAAGGGGAGUUACCACCAACUGCUGGUGGUAAAAGAAAAAAAGUUACUCCUGUUUCAGAUUUGGAGUUAGAAUAUGUACAUGGUUAUAGAGGGUUUGAUGCUCGUAGUAAUCUAUAUUAUUGUAAUGAUGGUAGUGAUAUAGUGUUUCAUGCAGCAGGAGCUGGUAUAGUACAAAAUAUGUCAACAGGAAGUCAGUCAUUUUAUUUGGAACAUACAGAUGAUAUUAUUUGUCUAGAUCCUAAUCAACAUCCUAAAUUUAGAAAUGUUAUAGCCACCGGUCAAAUCGGAAAUCCUCCAAGUGUACAUGUUUGGGAUGCAGCCACAAAGAAGACCUUGUCUAUUAUAAGAGGUGUACAUUCGAAAGGAGUUUGUUCUGUAGAUUUUUCGUGUACUGGUAAACUCCUGUUAUCAGUUGGUUUAGAAGAGGAACAUAAUCUAGCUGUAUGGAGAUGGCAGGAUGGAACUAAAGUAGCUAGUUGUCCUGGCCACUCUCAGAGAAUAUUCCGAGCUGAAUUCCGUCCGGAUUCUGAUACCCAGUUUGUAACUGUUGGUGUAAAGCAUGUUAAGUUUUGGACUAUUGCUGGAAGUCAACUAGUUGGUAAACGUGGUAUAUUAGGAGACGUGGGUUCGGGAACUAAUAUCAAAAAGAUGCAGACAAUGUUAUCUUUAGCCUUUGGCGCUAAUAGUGUAACAUAUACUGGUGCUCUGAGUGGUGAUGUGUAUGUAUGGAAAGAGAAUCAACUAAUACGUCUGGUACAGAAAGCUCAUACAGGUCCAGUCUUCUCUAUGUUUACAACUUUACGUGAUGGUUUGAUAGUCACCGGUGGAAAAGAAGUACCAUCUAAAGACAAUGGACCGGUUAAACUUUGGGAUCAAGAUAUGAAGAGAUGUAAAGCUUUUCCUAUAAGAGAUGAAGGAAAGAGGGCUGAUGUUGUUAAAUCCGUAUGUAGAUGUAAGGGAAAAAUACUGGUAGGAACACGGGAUAAUUCUAUCGUUGAAGUAGGUGAGAAAGAUGGUGGUAUACAGGUACUGGUAGCAGGCCAUUCAGAAGGAGAAGUAUGGGGAUUAGAUUCUCACCCUACUCUUAAUCAGUUUAUAACAGCUAGUUUUGAUGGUAGUGUUAGAAUGUGGGACAUUGCUAAAAAGACUCUUUUAGCUCGUAUAGAAGUUGGGUCAGCAAGAUCAGUAGCUUUUAGUCCUGAUGGUGAAUUAAUAGCCGUUGGUUUGAAUAAUGGAGAAUUUAUUGUACUAUCUGUUAAUGGUUUGAAGUUAUGGGGUAAAAAAAGAGAUCGUGCUGGAGCUAUUAAUGAUGUCAAAUUCAGUCCUGAUAAUAAAUAUUUAGCUGUUGGCUCAGAAGAUAAGUAUGUUGAUUUUUAUGAUUUGAGCAAGGGACCAAGUCUGGCCAGAACUAAUUUCUGUAAAGGAAUACCAAGUUUUGUCAUCCAGAUGGAUUUCUCUGCGGAUAGUAAAUUUAUACGGGUUGGUACUGGUGAUUAUACACCACAUGUAUAUACUGUACCUGCUGGUAUAUUAGUUGAAGAUAAACAACAACUCUCUGCAAUAACAUGGUCUACAUGGACAAGCGUAUUGGGUGAUGAGGUUUUAGGAAUAUGGCCAAGAGAUUCUGAUAAUGCGGAUGUCAACUGUGCUCAUCUGUCACAUCUUGGAACAGCGCUAGCUACAGGCGAUGAUAAUGGAUUUGUUAAACUUUUUGACUUUCCUUGUCCUAAUAGAAAUGCUACACACAAGAGAUUUGUGGGACACUCAGCUCAUGUUACCAAUGUAAAGUUUUCAUCAGAUGACAAACAUUUAAUAAGUACAGGAGGAGAUGAUUGCUGUGUAUUUGUUUGGAAGUGUUUGUAAAGAGUUCCAUCUAAAUGUUUCAAGAUCUCAUAAGGCAGCCAUUUUUAAUUUGAUUCCUAAGGAUAUUACAUGUAAUUUUUUUUAUAUGCCUUUAUUAUGAACAUGUUACUAAAUUAUUAAUCGUGUUAUAUUUCAUUAUGUUAGUACAUCUGUUUAUUUAUUGUUAGAAUAUAAUCGAUUCAUAAAUCAAAUUUACUCAUAAUUUUUUGGUACUGGACUUGAUAAUGAGGAGUCUAGGCUUUAAAAAUGCUUGUAGUUCAAUAUCUAUUUGAGGUGAAGUUUAGUAUAACCAGUGUUGAAUAAUGUAGGUAUAGUCAUUGCACUCCAACAUGCAACAUUAAUUUAAGCCCUAGUACUAUAGAAUUAUGGUGUUGGUUUGUUUUAUAGAUCUACGCAGAAGUGAACUUUUAUAUUUAUAUAUAUUUGAUAUCAUAUUUCUACUUAAAGUAGAUCUGAUCACAGGUCUGUAAUCCUCAAUUCAAACCAACAGAUGUUAUAUAUGUCCUUUUCAAAUGCAUGCACAUUGCACUAACAGUAAUGUGUUUAAGUUGUAUAUGUUUUUCAGUACUUCAGUUUAUAAUAGUACAGUAAUUUUUAGGUAAACAGAAAUUAUUAUACAGAAAACAUGAUGAGUUGACAAGCAUAAAAAGUGCUUUGAUUUUAUGAUAGCUUUUCCGUCCAUAUCCGAAUCUGUCCUAGAUUAAUUCAUGUGCAUGUAUCUUAUGUAUAUUUUAUCUGUGAUAUUUGAUUUCUAGAUUUUGAUAAUUCUAACUAAUUUUACAGUUUAUUAUUUAAGUUUUGAUAUGCAUAUAGAUGUCUCAACAUAUAAUUGUAGUAAUAUAUUAUUUUGAUAAAAUAAAAGUAUCUCAAAAAUAAUGGCAAUAUUGUGCUCAUGAAAAUUGUAGUAAUAUAUUAUUUUGAUAAAAUAAAAGUAUCCAAAAAAAACACUGGCAAUAUU